This is a messenger RNA of Spizellomyces punctatus DAOM BR117, 842 nucleotides long. Its product is annotated as thiol oxidoreductase FrnE. Bases 52 to 696 code for a protein of 214 amino acids. The record is from RefSeq and is a predicted model, not a curated record. The transcript is spliced from 7 exons. Gene Ontology annotation, molecular function: oxidoreductase activity. Lineage: Eukaryota; Fungi; Chytridiomycota; Chytridiomycetes; Spizellomycetales; Spizellomycetaceae.
ACGCUAACGUUAACUUUCCACUUUGUAAAGACUUUCGCAAGAGUUUGCAAGAUGGCUGCCCGUGUGAUUCCAAUUGAGAUUGUGUCCGACACUGUUUGUCCCUGGUGCUUUGUCGGCAAAAGGCGACUCGAAAAGGCGAUUGCAGCUGCCAAAAAUAGGAAUCUACCUCUGGAGUUCAAGAUCAAGUUCAAACCUUUCCAGCUUGAUCCUACACUCCCCAAAGAAGGAGUCUCCAAGAUCAAGAAAUACGAAGCAAAAUUUGGCCCGGAACGGAUCCAGCAAAUGAUCCCUCAUAUGCAGGUGGUUGGCGCUGCGGAAGGCAUAAAGUUUUCGUAUGAUGGAUUGAUCGCAAACACAGUUGAUUCGCAUCGUGUUCUCGAAUACGCUCUUCAGAAAGGGGCUCAACUCGAGCUUGUCGAGGAGCUUUUCAAGGACUACUUUGAGCGAAACAAGAACAUUGGUGACCAUGAAGUACUUGCGGAUGCUGCAGCAAGAGUCGGUUUGGAUAAGGAGGAGGUCCUCGCCUACCUUAAAACGGACCAGGGCAAGCACGAGGUUGAAGAACAAAUUGAGUCCGCCUACCGUCGGCGAAUUACCGGUGUACCUCAUUUCCGUAUCAAUGGAACAUACUCACUAGGUGGCGCGCAAGAUCCUGAAGCGUUCCUAGAGAUUUUUGAAGCACUUGCGAAGCAAUAGUUGGACCAGAACUUUUGAAUUGACCAUGUAAUGAUUUCUAGACCAGAUAUCUAAAUAGCAGUUUUGUACGUUUUACAUGAUCUCACCUCAUGUGUUUAGUGUCUCGCACGUAGAUGCUAGCGUGCUGGAUGCAUUGUAGCUUGCAC